GUAUCAGAGAUAAAGAUGAGACUAGCAGUAUCAAAGAUAUAGAUGAGACUAUGUCAGGUGCUUGUAUCUAACUAUACGCAAAAAAAAAAAUGCACGACAUUAGUAGUGACAGCGAGAACGACAGUGAAGGAGAGUGUUCUAAAGAAAUACAGAGAAAGUACAUCGACAGCAAUGAUAAGCUGAAGGAUUUUGGAUGGGCUGAUUUGCCCCUACGACCGUAUCAGCUGAGUGGGGUGAACUGGCUUAUUGAGUGUUAUCAGAAAGGUCAUGGCGCUAUUCUUGGAGAUGAAAUGGGUCUGGGGAAAACUUGCCAGACCAUAGCGUUCCUGGCAUACAUAGAUUCCAGAGCCAAGAAGUGGCGACCAAACCUGAUCAUCUGUCCACGAUCUAUCUUGGAGAAUUGGGCAGCAGAGCUCAAAAGGUUUGCCCCUGAUAUGAAAGUCAAGUGUUAUGUAGGGAACAAAGAUGAGCGGAAUGCUAUGGCUGGUGAGCUACGCGCUGAAGUGAAAGCUGGCAAACAGCCUUUUAAUGUCCUUAUCACCACAUAUGAGCUGUGUAUAAAAGACUCUGGGUUCAAUUAUUUUCUUUCCUCAUUUGACUGGAAAGUAGUCGUGGUAGAUGAAGCUCACCGUCUCAAAAACAGUGAAUCAUUGUUGUACACAACUCUCACACAGUGGAGUAUGAAACACUGUGUGCUAUUGACUGGAACACCAGUACAGAACAAUUUGGAAGAGCUCUAUUCCCUCCUUGGUUUCAUAUUUCCCUCAAAAUUCAGACUGUCGGGACUGGAGAAAUUUCUCAGAAACUUCAAGGAUAUUGAUCAUUCUAAAGGUGUAUCCGAGCUUCACACCCUCCUUCAGCCCUAUUUGCUGAGAAGAACUAAGGAAGGAGUAUUGAAAGACCUACCCAAGAAAUCAGAAGUUGUCCUCUACCACGGUAUCUCAAAGCUACAGAAGAAACUGUAUAAGGCUAUUCUUACCAAAGAUCUAGCGGUCUUUGAGACAAAGAAUAACUUCUCUGGUGGAGGAGGAAGUCCACGCCUUAUGAACAUCCUCAUGCAGCUCCGCAAGUGUGUCAACCAUCCCUAUCUCUUUGAUGGGGUGGAGCCUGAGCCAUUUGCAUUAGGAGAACAUCUGGUUGAGGCUAGUGGGAAACUAGUGUUGAUUGACAAGCUUCUAUGUCACCUGAAACAGUGUGGACAUAAAGUGCUCUUGUUUUCACAGAUGACACAUAUGCUGGACAUCCUACAGGACUACCUCGGCUACAGAGACUACAGUUAUGAGCGUCUUGAUGGUUCAGUAAGGGGAGAGGAAAGAUUUCUAGCUGUACAAAACUUCAACAAAAAUGAGGAAACUUUUGCAUUCUUACUCAGCACGAAAGCAGGUGGACAGGGGUUAAACCUUGUGGCAGCUGAUACCGUAAUAUUUGUGGACAGUGACUUUAACCCCCAGAACGACCUUCAGGCUGCUGCUAGGGCACAUCGUAUUGGACAAGUUAGACCAGUGAAGGUGAUGAGACUGAUUGGCAGUAAUACUGUGGAGGAGAUCAUUUUACGUCGAGCUGAGGACAAACUCCGCCUAACUGAGAAAGUCAUCGAGGAGGGUCAGUUUACUCUGGGAGCUAAAUCUCUCAUCACAAGUGAUCAAGUCGGGCUUCAGGAUAUUCUCAAGUUUGGUGUGGAUAGUCUGUUGAAUGAAGAUGAGACUGAUGAACUAGAUGUUGACUUUACAAAGAUUCUUGGACCUUCAAUUAAUGGAGAAUGGCAGCCAGAUGAGGAACCAGAAACCAAACCCAACAAGUCCAUGGAGAUUGAGGAGGGUCCUUCAAGUAUGUAUGAGUUUGAGGGUACAGAUUACUCAAAAGAACCCACUGCAGAAGACAUUAAGGCCUUCGAAAAACUUUUAGCAGUUGAGAAAGAAGUGAUGGAGGAGGACAUCACAGCAGAGCGAUCCCGACGCGGGAAAAACUCCAAUUUAAUGGAACUAUUCCCCGACGUGAAACGGAAACCAAGGAAACCGUUGACAGCAGAGGAACUGGAGGAAAGGAAAGUUAAGCUAAAAGAGGCGGCAGAGAAGAGAGCAAAGCUUGCUGAAGAAAGGAAAAUGAAGAGAGAGGAACAGAGGAGACAGAAGAAGGAAGCCAUGUGGAAGGAAGCAGGAUAUGUCUCUUCUUGUGUGCAGAUUGAGAGCGAUGAGGAUGAGGAGAACGAAGAAGAAGAGGAGAUGUUUGAUAUCACUCAGAAGGAAGAUGGAGAAGUCACUAAGAGUACAUCCAUCAACUAUGUUAGUGGGGAUGUAACCCGUCCAAUUUCUGCUGGGACACAGGUCAAUGUGGUUGUACACUGUGCAGAUGACUCUGGGAGCUGGGGUCGAGGUGGUAUUUUCUCUGCGAUUGGACGCCGCUCCUCAGCACCACAAGAGCAGUAUGAGUUAGCAGGAGACAUGGGAGAUUUGGCUCUUGGGGACUGUCAUCUGAUUGCCCUUGAUGACAAUCACACCCGAGAUGGAGAAGAAGACUGGUUGGCCCUGGUGAUAGGUCAACACAGAGAUAAAUGGAACAAUCUGUCUGGUAUAAAGUUAUCUGCACUUCAGCAAGGCCUUAAAGCUGUUCACUAUCUGGCCAAGGCAAGGAAAGCCAGCAUUCACCUGCCUAGGAUUGGACAUGACACCCCUGGGUAUAACUGGUAUGGUACAGAACGACUCAUUAAGAAACACUUAGCAGCGGAAGGCAUUCCAACUUACAUUUAUUAUUUUCCACGUAAACAUCAACUUUUGAAGAGGAAAUCCUCCGAUGAUGGUGACCUGCCUGCUAAAAAGAAGAAAAUAUCCAGUGUCAGGUCUAAGGAAGACGGGAACAGACCUCAUAAUCUCCCCAAUAUCUUCCAUGGCAUCACAGCCUUUCUGCAUCCAUCCAACAUAGCAGCUGACCAGAUGAAGAAAUACCGACGAUAUUUAGUGGCUUAUGAUGCUGAUGUUGAAUCUACUGUAGGAGACAAAACCACUCACGUGAUAGUUCACUCCAGCUGCUCAACAGAGGAUGUGAAAUCUCUUGGGAUCUCUAAUGAUGCUGUAGUUGUAUCAGAAAAAUGGUUGGAUGAAAGUUUGAGGAAAGGGCGCUGCCUUCCAUCGAAAAACUUUUUGAUCGACAAAUAGACUGUCAGUGCAAGCAUCUGUAAACUGACAUGGUUAGCAGUACAUACCAUGCAGUCAUGUAAACCUGUGAUAUCCAAUUGUUGGUUGGUUAGUGAGUGAUAUCCAAAUAUAGUAAAACCUCAUUACAGCUUAGUUAAUGGGAAUGUGGUCCAACAUUCCCUGCCUGUAGUGAUCGAGGUUUUGUAGGAAGCUGACUGACAGAUUGGUGUGUGCUGACAUGUCCUUGGGAAAUGUACUUUAAUCUGAUUUCUCUUGAUGGCAUAUAACAGGCCUCCUGUAUUCUGUUCAGUGAGGUAGUUACCAGGCUUUUGAUGAGACAAACCUAGCAAAGAAAUACAUAGUCAACAGACAUUCAUUUUCAUUGCAUGAAUUAAUAAAUUCACCAUACAAGAGAAAGUCCAUGAUAAAAAGACCUUAUAAUCAUCUUACACCAGUCUGUAUUGAUGAGUUCAUAGUUAACUUGUACACUUAUAUAAGUUAACUCUUGUUUGUUAAUCUGUAGUUUUCAUUUAUCUAUGCUGUUUUAUUUCUACUGUUAUGUGUUCCAGGUAUUAUUGGAUAUGUUAUGGAAUGAUUUUUUUGCUAUUUGUAAUAACAUCAUGGUAGAUUUUUAUAGAACUUUCAUAAGAUUAUUUUUGUGUUUCAUCUUCAGCCUGUAUUAAACCAAGUGUUGAGAGAAACAACUCUAUCCAUUAGGUUCUUUGUUAACAAUUUCCCCAUAUUGCACUAUGAGUGACAUAGAUUUGCACCUACUUGUAUAUUUGUAGUUAACUUUUAUUGUAUUUAUAACCUCAUAAUGACUGGUGAUUAUCCUUUUGAACACACUUCCAAAAUAUUCUAAUUUUUCAAGGUUAUGCAAGAGUCUAUUUAAGAAUAUUAAAUCAACUGCAACAUAAACAGAGUGGAUAAAGGAAGCAGGGUUGCUGAUAUAGAGAAAAAGGAAGUUCAUAACAGAGGAAGUUUACAGCAUGCAGUUUAUGAGUAAGGUACCACUAUUAAGAGCCGUUGCAUUAGUGGUUGGAACAGUCAAACCGGCUGAACCUGCAAGAGAAAUGCCAGGUACAGAUCUAGACUGAGGCUUAACUAUGAAAUAUUUGGCAAGUGCAGUUUGAGAGGAACAGACAUGCCUGUCCAAAACCGAGUAUAUGAAAACCAAUAGUUUCCAGAAUUCCUGUUUAAACCAGGGUCAGUAUAUGCACGUAUUUCUGGCAAUGUUAUGCUAUUAGGUGAGGGUUCAAAUGGAUGAUAUUUUCAUUUUGGUUUGUUGUGUUUUGUCUGAAAACCAAGAUAGAAUCGGUAAGUUACAAUAGGUAUGCCAAGAAUCUGUUAGAAGACUUCACACCAACGGCAGAGAAUAAAUUCUUAAAUCAGUUUAUCCUCAUUAUCCUUGCGUAAUCAUGUUCUUCAACAAAAACUUCAUGUUUUUUUUUAUCAAAAGUUGUAUUUUUUAAAAAUUGGUAUAUAGAAUCUCCUCUCAACUAUCUUGAAGUAUGUUACUGAAACAUGUCUAAUCAGGAUUCAGUUUUGAAUGGUCAGUUAAACAUGUUUUUACAAUUAUCAGUUUCACAUGAUACAGAUAAGUGUCACCAGUGUUAUGUGGAGGAGUAAUGAAUUUAAACAGGCAGCUUGUUCUUGUGAUAGAUUUAUCAUCAAGGUAAUGACGUACAUGUUUUCCGUUUUAGUAAAACCCUUUCUAGUUUUUCAAGAUUAUAUAAUAACAUUGACUGUGAUAUCCAAUUCUCUACUUUUGAAUAAAUUCUUUUAAGGAA
Molecule: messenger RNA, 4921 nt
Organism: Ylistrum balloti
Lineage: Eukaryota; Metazoa; Mollusca; Bivalvia; Pectinida; Pectinidae
Product: chromodomain-helicase-DNA-binding protein 1-like
Exons: 25
Coding region: 90-3152 (1020 amino acids)
Biological process (GO): chromatin remodeling; DNA repair
Molecular function (GO): DNA helicase activity; ATP-dependent chromatin remodeler activity; ATP binding
Source: RefSeq, a predicted model, not a curated record